Messenger RNA from Zychaea mexicana, 1041 nucleotides. Its product is annotated as Mov34/MPN/PAD-1 family protein. The transcript is spliced from 7 exons. Lineage: Eukaryota; Fungi; Mucoromycota; Mucoromycetes; Mucorales; Lichtheimiaceae. The record is from RefSeq and is a predicted model, not a curated record. Bases 1 to 1041 code for a protein of 346 amino acids. Gene Ontology annotation, molecular function: protein binding; metallopeptidase activity. Gene Ontology annotation, biological process: protein deneddylation. Gene Ontology annotation, cellular component: COP9 signalosome.
AUGGACAUUGAAGAAGAUCAACGCCCAGCCGAGACCACUGGAUCGUCGACACCUGUUAUUGUCUCGGCUGCGCAAGCUAGUUCAGGACUUUCUAUAUCAAUCCACCCUCUUGUACUGUUAAACAUCUCGGAUCACUACACGCGUUUAAAAUUACAAGAUCCCGCCAUUGCAGAAGCUGGUCGAAUCUAUGGUGCUAUUUUGGCGCAGCAGUCUGGACGCGAUAUUGAUAUCAUCAAUUCAUUUGAGCUGCCUAUGCCACAACAAGAUAAGGUGGAUUUGGAUUACUUGGCAAUGAAGCAGGAACAGCUGAAACAAGUGUUCCCACAUCUCGAUUUUAUGGGUUGGUACUCCCUCGGAAACAUGCCAAGCGAAUCUGAUUUAAAAAUACAUGAACAGCUUCUUCAAGUCAACGAAUCUUCCAUUUAUUUACAAUUGGAUCCAGCAGGUAUAGCUGGCGGAACUAAGGAGUUUCCGGUGAAAAUCUACGAGUCGACUAUGGACAUGAUUGAUGAACAGGCGCGUCUUGUGUUCGUCAAAGCUCCAUAUAAGAUUGAAACCAAUGAAGCCGAGCGAGUUGCUGUUGAUCACGUCGCUAAACCAAGCACCUCAAGCCGAGAAGCCAUGAUAUCGCACUUGACUACACAACGCAAUGCAAUUGCCAUGUUGCAUGCUCGUAUUCAAUUUUUACACCAGUAUCUUAAAGAUGCAAAGGAAGGAAAGAUACCCUUAGACCACGAUAUUGUGCGGCAAAUAUCGAGUGUAUGUCAACGGUCACCGUUGAUGAACAGUAAUGCAUUUGAUGAACAGCUCUCUGUGGAGUUGGAUGACGUCUUGUUAGUAGCCUAUCUGACGACCAUUACUAAGGGCAUGAACACAAUGAACGAUCUGAUCGAUAAGUUCAACCUUGCACAUGGGACCAUACAAAGCACAGGAACGAGAGAUCAAGCCGGAAUGAUGCCUGGAAAGGCUGGUUUGGCUUCGCCUGCAGGUGGAAGAAGAAGGAUGAUGGUAAAUUCUGUGUUGUAUAUCAACAGUUCAUAA